AUGGACUGGGCUGACCUUCCCGGCGAUCUCCUGACCACCGUCAGCGCGCUCCUCGCCGUCCCUGGCCGCAUAUGCCUCCGCGCCGUGUGCCGCGCAUGGAGAGCAGCAAUCAAAGAAGAGGAAGCCGCCGCAAUGCCGUCGCCGUGGGUGAUCAUCCCGCGCACCGGGGGCUUCAGCGACUCCUUCACCGUCCUCUCCGCGCCCACCAUGAAUUUCUUCCAGUGGACGCCCCCGGGCGGCGUGCGCGCCCGCUGCGUCGGCUCCAACGGCAGUUGGCUAGCCAUCGUCACCGCCGUCGACGUCGAAACAGUCGCCAUGUCGCUCGUCAACCCGCUCACGGACGCGCGCGUCGAGCUUCCGCUAAUAACCACCACCAUGUACUCCCGCUGUCUGUUCAAUCCCGAUCCGAGUCAUGUCGAGUGGGGGAUGAACUCGCUCGUCCAGAAGGUGGCCUUCUCCCCGAGCCCCACCGCGCAGGAUUACACCGCUGCCUAUGUCUCCAACGCCACCACGGAACUUCUGUGCGCCAGGGCCGGCACGGACGGCUGGCAUCUGCUUGCCGAGAUUCCUAGCGGCGACUGCAUGAACUUCAUAAAGCAGGAUCUGGACGUGGCGUACCACGACGGCAAGUUCUACUACAUGGUCACCAGCGGCCAGGUGUGGGUGGCGGACAUGACCGCGCCAUCCCCCUCUCCUGUGCCGCUCGCCGUCUUGGAGCCCCCGUUACCUACCAUGGUCUACCUGGAACGGGGCUUCCACCUGGCUUUCUCGGGCGAUGGUGCGUUGCACGUGGUGUGGAGCCUCAACGACGGCCAUGGCUGCACCAUGGCUCAAACCUGCCCGGAUAUGCUCUUGACACGCUACGACCCUGCAUCUGGCUUCUUCUCGCCCUGGACGACGCCGCUGACGAGCAUGGGCGGCUGGGCCUUUUUCAUCGGCGAUCGCAACCAGUCCAUGUCGGUGCCCGUGGACGGCAGCACUGCCACUUGGCUCAGGCCUGACUAUGUCUACUUCACCAACACCCCGCUCAGCGAGCUUUACGCCUUCGGGCGCCGAGGCUUGUGGGCGUUCGACCUGGUCACCGGCAGGAUCGGUUGGCCGCGUGGGGAGAACGAGAUCCUCGAGAAGCAGUUGGAAUCGGAACUGGACGUGCACUGGGACAAGUCCCUUUGGUUGAUGCCUUCCUUCACAUAA
Messenger RNA from Lolium perenne, 1194 nucleotides. RefSeq lists its product as uncharacterized. The record is from RefSeq and is a predicted model, not a curated record. Lineage: Eukaryota; Viridiplantae; Streptophyta; Magnoliopsida; Poales; Poaceae.